CGGAGGAGAAGGAGAUCUCCAGGGGGGAAACAAACGUAACUUCUGUUGCAUCUGGCCCGCAGCCCUCCGACCAGCCCAGUCCGCAGCAGCUCCUCACGGGAAGCCUGCAUGAGCCAGAAAGCAGAAGCUGUCUGAGUUGAGAGCAAAGCAGUCAGUCGCAGCAUGGCCGGGGGCUCGGUGUCUGAGUGCAAGGAGUACUUGUUCAAAGUGCUGGUCAUCGGGGAACUGGGCGUCGGGAAAACCAGCAUCAUCAAACGCUACGUGCACCAGCUUUUCUCUCAGCACUACAGGGCGACGAUCGGGGUCGACUUUGCGCUCAAAGUCAUCAACUGGGACAGCAAGACGCUGGUCAGGUUGCAGCUGUGGGACAUCGCAGGUCAGGAGCGAUUUGGGAACAUGACGCGAGUGUACUACAAAGAGGCCGUGGGGGCAUUCGUGGUGUUCGACGUGACGCGGGGUUCCACGUUCGAGGCCGUGUCUAAGUGGAAGCACGACCUGGACAGCAAGGUGAAGCUGGCUAAUGGCAGCCCCAUCCCCUCAGUGCUGCUCGCCAAUAAAUGUGACCAGAAGAAAGAGAGCUCCAACAACACAGCCCUAAUGGACAAUUUCUGCAAAGAGACCGGCUUCCUGGGCUGGUUUGAAACCUCGGCUAAGGACAACAUCAACGUGGAUGAGGCGGCGCGUUUCCUGGUAGAGAACAUCUUGGCUAACGACAAAGGUUUGCCAUAUGAGGAGAGCAACGGAGACCGGAUCAAACUGGACCAGGAGACUGUGGCGGCUGAGAGCAAGUCGGGCUGCUGCUAACAGUCCAUUCACAUGAGCCAUCAGCCUCCCUGUGGCAGGGUCCUACCCGUUCACCUAGCCCGUGGCUCUCAGCCCUCUACUGCAGCCUCUCGGAGGAACAGGAAUAUUUGGGGGGUCUUCAGAGCUCCAGGAUCUUCUCCCCUCAGCGCUGAUGCCCAUUUGACCUGCACAACCAAGUUUCUUGUUGUCCCAAGGCCAGAAUAGAAAAUUUUAUCUUGAUGUUGUCGCAGAUGUUGGUUCCGCCUCUGCCAGGCUGUGUCCAACACCUCUAAAGCACAGGAUCUUUAAUUAUCAUCCCCCUGCAUAUUUCCCCGAUUGUGUCUCAGCCCAGCCCUGACUGAACCCUGCUGCUGUUGUCCAGACAGCCCCAGAAGCCCUGGACUAAACCACUCCUAUCUGUGAAACAAGGCGCUUCAUAGCCAAGUGUGACUGGAGUAUUUCCUCACUUAACAAUCCCCUUUACAUAAUAUUUUUUACAGCACACUCAUGUUUGUGUUUCCAGCUCCUCUGUCGACUACUGUGUAAAAAGUAAGCAAACAAGCUAAACACGAUCAAAGUGUUGUGUCGUAUGUCAUAUUGUGUGUCAAAUUCUCUCGGAAAUAAUGUGCCUUAAUACAGUUUUUCUUAUGUCAGUUCGAGGGAAACGCUUUUCGUUGUUCACUCAAACAUUUACAAGGACACAGAUGGACAAUCUCAAAACUCUAAGAACGGUACAUAUGAGACACUGAGAAAUUUUUGUCUUUCCACCGGUAUGAAAAUGUAGAUCUGAUUUACAGGAUGUGUUUUUUUUUAUAACGUGUUGGGAUGUGUGUUAUACAACUGUUGAGAUUUCAUAAAAACAGAAUUUGACAUAGUACUGCACUCUUCUUGUACAUAGGGACGGUGAUCUGUUAAAGUGUACGUAUGAAGUAAGAAGGAUUUUUUUUUUUAACAUGGAGUUGAGAUUAAGUUUACGUGUGAAAAUACUUUAAAUCUACAGGACCAAAAUAGAAUAAACAUUUUAAGAGA
Molecule: messenger RNA, 1812 nt
Organism: Chelmon rostratus (copperband butterflyfish)
Lineage: Eukaryota; Metazoa; Chordata; Actinopteri; Chaetodontiformes; Chaetodontidae
Gene: rab32a
Product: RAB32a, member RAS oncogene family
Exons: 3
Coding region: 163-804 (213 amino acids)
Biological process (GO): vesicle-mediated transport
Cellular component (GO): trans-Golgi network; vesicle; Golgi apparatus
Molecular function (GO): GTP binding; GTPase activity
Source: RefSeq, a predicted model, not a curated record